Messenger RNA from Schistosoma curassoni, 1926 nucleotides. The record is from the annotation of a GenBank genome assembly. Lineage: Eukaryota; Metazoa; Platyhelminthes; Trematoda; Strigeidida; Schistosomatidae.
AUGCUCGGUUUUCGUCUGAUUGCAUUCCUAAUAUUUUAUGCUUCGGUUUAUUGCGAGAAUUUUAAUGAAGAACUUCUCAUCAAAGAUCUUGGUCAUGGAUAUACAGCAUUCCAUUUCAAUUUUGCCGCUACAACUUCAGAGUCUGUUUUCCAUUCAAAGCACUAUAACAUUCUUCCGAAACCCAUCAUUCAAAUCCUAAAAAAAUAUGAUGUGGAUGAAUUCCACCUUUCUAUCUCAAGAGGGAUAUGGGAUGAACGUUGGGGUAGUAACUUUAUUUCAGUUUCUCCUUCUGGAGCUGAACUAUGGGCAUGGUUUGGAAGUCAAACUACCAGUGUUGAUCAAUCAUGGUUUAAAUUAACACAUGCUCUUUCGGGAUUAUUCUGUGCUUCUUUAAACCGACUAUCUACAAAUGAACAUUUUGCCUCUCCGAUCCACUCUUACAAGCCAUCUGGAGUACCGAAAUUCAGUAGAGUUUCUAAGGAGGUCAGAUAUUCUCAGCUACCUGGUGAGGCUUUGUGCAGUGAGAAUUUGACUCCAUGGACCAAGUACUUACCAUGUAAAGCAUUUUCCGGUUUGGGAAGCUUGUUGCGUUCAACUUCACUGUUUAAGUCAAAUUACAACACCAUGACUAUUGGAGUUAGACGAGUGUGUUUGGAUUUAGAAUGUCACGAAAUCGGGCUAGAGCUGAUGGAAACCCUGACCGUUGUCUUUGACAGAAGUUUGUUGUUUGCGAAAAGAACAUCUCCUUGGUCUAUCAGAAGUAUCCUUGGUUCGGAAUUCAAAGGAUUUUGCGAUGCAGCAAACACUAGUCGCGUGUUCAUCCUUGCUUCAUAUGAAGAUAUGAAUAUCCCUUUAGAUAAUAAACUGAAAGUCGACUGUUUGGAUAAUCGUGUUCUAGCUGCGUAUUCGACAAAAGAUCUAUCUACACAAUUCAUAUCUUUUCCUUUCAAAACUAGUGGGAAAAAGUCCUCUCCAGAGCAUUCACCUCUUGUUUCAGCUACCAAACAUAUCACUGGUUCUGGAAGUGUAAGGGGUGGAGUCAAAGUUUUCCUGACUAGUAGAGCUGAUUUCAACUUAAAGAUAGUUUAUUUUGAUCUAAUUCCGUGGUACACACAAGUUUUUUUCAGUUCCUUAAAAAUCUACGGUUUGGAUCCCAAAACACAAAACAAAACAGAGAUUACCCCAAACUGGUUGGCAGUUAAACCAAGUUUGGCUAGGAAACGUAUGGGCAGUAUUGAAUUAGUAAUCACUUUGCCUGCUCUUAAUCAGUUAAUCAUUACUUAUGAGUUUCGGAAAGUUUUACAACGCUGGAAUGAAUUUCCUCCUGACGCCAAUCAUGGCUUUUUCGUUCCUGCAGCAACUGUUUCGUAUGUUUUAAACAGCGAACAAAUAUAUUAUUUAAACAAAACAAAACAUACAGCAUUCCACAAUCUGAAUCUCCCGAAUUGGGCCAGUAGUUACAAUCAGUUUUUCAAUACAACUCAUUCUGUACCUCAGGAUGAUUUUGUUCGUCUACACACUCCUGUAUCUCUGGUCACAAUGCCAACACCAGAUUUCAGUAUGCCAUUUAAUGUUUUGUGUUUGCUCGGUGCUGGCACAGGACUUUGUGGAAUUACUGCAGCUAUUCUCGGGGCUCUUCAUGUUCGAUUCACUGAUAAAGACACGACAUAUUCGGAUAAACUACAUCUUAAUGCUCAGCUGAAUGGAAUCAAAAAUUAUGAUUUUACUCCAUUAGAUUGGAAUUAUCCCCUCGACUGGUCAGGUGGGAUCUUCGAUACCAUUUUAGCAUCAGAUUGUUUGUAUGAUAAGGAAGACUGCAACUUUACAACUAAGAGUAAACAACAAUGCAUCUUUACUUCUUUCUUUCGAAAAUCGGAGACCUCUCAGUUUUGUUUAAGAAAUAUGGUCUCAAGGCCGAUGUUCUAA